Messenger RNA from Phyllostomus hastatus (greater spear-nosed bat), 1461 nucleotides. It is a transcript of the gene STARD10, whose product is annotated as StAR related lipid transfer domain containing 10. The record is from RefSeq and is a predicted model, not a curated record. Gene Ontology annotation, molecular function: lipid binding. NCBI's taxonomy places the organism in Eukaryota, Metazoa, Chordata, Mammalia, Chiroptera, Phyllostomidae. The coding region runs from base 408 to 1283 and encodes 291 amino acids. The transcript is spliced from 7 exons.
CGCAGCCUGGAAAAUACCGAGCUCCAGCGAGCGGUGGCCCCGAGCCCCCAGCCUAGCCCGGAGGGAGGGAAGGGGCGCGCGGGGCGGGGGGCGCGGGGCAGGCCGAGCGGCAGGACCACUGCUCCUCCCCCCAGACCCCCUGCGUGGCCCCGGGUCGCCGGGGUAGCGGUGGCGCGGAGGCUGCGGCGGUGCUCGCACUCCGGCCCCGGCGGAGCAGCGGGCACAGGUGAGCUGCCGGCCGGCGAGCGUCCACCCCGCCGGCACCCCGCCCCGCGCAGUUUCCGCGCCGGCGCCGCUGCCCGAGUCCCAGGAAGGUGGCGUCAGCAUCUGCAGCCGCGUCGACGUAGUUGGAACCUCCGCGGAGGACCCAGGAGAGCCGGACUAGGACCAGGGCCCUGGGUUUCUCCAUGGAGAAGUCGGCGGCCUCAACAGAGCCGCAGGGGCCUCGGCCGGUCCUGGGCCGCGACAGCGUCCAGGUACCCGACGACCAGGACUUCCGCAGCUUCCGGUCAGAGUGUGAGGCCGAGGCGGGCUGGAACCUGACCUACAGCAAGGCCGGUGUGUCUGUGUGGGUGCAGGCUGUGGAGAUGGAUCGGACCCUGCACAAGAUCAAGUGCCGGAUGGAGUGCCGUGAUGUGCCAGCCGAGACACUCUAUGAUGUCCUACACGACAUUGAAUACCGAAAGAAGUGGGACAGCAAUGUCAUUGAGACCUUCGACAUCGCUCGCCUGACAGUCAAUGCCGACGUGGGCUAUUACUCUUGGAGGUGUCCAAAGCCCCUGAAGAACCGUGAUGUCAUCACCCUCCGCUCCUGGCUCCCCAUGGGCACUGAUUACAUCAUUAUGAACUACUCAGUCAAACAUCCAAAAUACCCACCUCGAAAAGACUUGGUCCGGGCUGUGUCCAUCCAGACGGGCUACCUCAUCCAGAGCACGGGGCCCAAGAGCUGCGUCAUCACCUACCUGGCCCAGGUGGACCCCAAAGGCUCCUUACCCAAGUGGGUGGUAAAUAAAUCUUCUCAGUUCUUGGCUCCCAAGGCCAUGAAGAAGAUGUACAAGGCGUGCGUCAAGUACCCUGAGUGGAAGCAGAAGCAUCAGCCUCACUUCAAGCCGUGGCUGCACCCGGAGCAAAGCCCGUUGCCAAGCCUGGCGCUAUCGGAGCUGUCGGUGCAGCAUGCGGACUCACUGGAGAACAUCGACGAGAGUGCAGUGGCUGAGAGUCGGGAGGAGAGGAUGGGUGGUGCUGGCGGAGAGGGCAGCGACGACGACACCUCGCUCACCUGAGCCCCGAACUACAACAGGGACUGAGACAAGACGGGCAGAGCCCGGGGGUGGCAGAUCUUCUUCCAGCGCUUUCUCCCCUCCCACAUCCCCUGCGCCUCCUGAGGACGUUGGGCUCAGGCCUAGGUUGGCGCUGUGGCCUGGCUGGGCACAGCCCUAAUAAACAAUCCCACAGCCUCAA